CUUUCUCAUCGAGAUGGUCGUAAAUCAUUCCCGCUAGUAUUAAUUUACUAUUCACCACCUUCAACAAAACCUGAGACACACAUGCUGUACGCGAGUGCAAAAACGUACUUUCAACAAAAAGCCGACUUAAACAAGGUAUUCGAUAUUAGAGAAAUUGAGGAAUUAACCAACGAAUGGUUGCAGGGAAAACUACUUUAA
Cetraspora pellucida is the source of this 198-nucleotide messenger RNA. Lineage: Eukaryota; Fungi; Glomeromycota; Glomeromycetes; Diversisporales; Gigasporaceae. The record is from the annotation of a GenBank genome assembly.